UCGUGCGGGUGGUAUCGUUUUCUCGUUUUUCUCGUCGUUCCCUGUGGUGUACCGUGUUGAGCACGAAAAAGCCCGCGUAGGCGUGGUGAAGAUUCGCGCGUUGGCGCAAACGAGCCACGCGGAUUUCAGCGAGUCAGAAAUCGCGCGACACCGCUUAGGACGGCAAAGAAAUAGCGGGACGCGGACGCGGACGCGUCGUCCUCGAAAAUUGGAAUAGUCGAGGGUCGCGUUUUGCUACUCUUGGACCAGUGUCAGAUCUCGAGCUCGUCCGCGCACGGGAAAAUCCCCGGCUUGCACCGCCCCGUUCGAGGUCGUUCUCGCGGUGAAGUUCCCGCAACCGCGCGUCCUCGACUCUCUGUUUCCCUCGGGCAACGUGUCGUCGAGCCGAAUACCGAUCAAGGAACCUCGAACACCUCGGAGAGGGUAGCGAAAGUGGGGUGAUAAUAGAAUCGCGGAUAUACUGUAUCGCGUAUCUGUGAUGUGCGAGUGAGCGAUGGAGUCACCAGUCAUGUACGAUUCAGCGGCCCAUCAGGCCCAGGCCCAUGGAGCGGCCGAUCUCAAGAAGGCUCAAGUACUCAACAACAACAACAACAAUCAUCCGAGCAACAACAACAACAACAACGUCGCGGCGAACAACAACAACUCGGCGCUGCAGGUGAAUCACAAUCACAGCCAGCAGCAGACCAGCGCGGUGGUCAGCAAGGUCUCGGCGAGCAAGGCUAGCCUUCACCAACAGUACGCGGAACAUUGCGCAGCGGCCGGCGAGCUGACGGACCUGAACACGCCGGAGAUAUCGUUGGAUCUGCAACACCUGAUCGACGACAGCCACUUCAACGACGGCCUGUUGGACAUGUUGGGCGCGAACAACGGAGCCGUGAAACAUGUCAGAACGCCCGGUUACCCGCGCACCACGUUGGCCUACAUGCCGCAACCGGUACACAGCGGGGCGAGUUACCAUCAGGGCAGCAACAGCUGUAGCGACAGCAACAGCUCGAGCUCCGAGUCGCCCAGCAUCAAAGAGGAGCCCCUCGACCCGGCGGAUUAUCGUCGUCACUGCCCCCAGUAUCCACCAGGUGGAUACAGUCCGGUGACCAAUGGACCGUUCGCGAACGGCGCGCCAACCUUCACCACUCUGACGCCGUCCACGGUGCCCGGCGGUCAUCCGGGUGCGCCCGUGCACCAACCACCGCCCCGGGGCGGCCCGAUGAAGCCGGUGAUGGCGCACCAGCACCACGCCAACUCCGCGGCCGCAGCGGCCAGGAAACAGAGCAAGGCUAUCGACAAAGCCAGCGACGAGUACAGAAGACGACGCGAGAGGAACAACAUAGCGGUGAGGAAGAGCCGCGAGAAGGCGAAGGUACGAUCGCGGGAAACCGAGGAGAAGGUGAAGCUUUUGGUGAAGGACAACGACCUGCUUAAAAAGAGGAUCGAGUUGCUCACCGAGGAGCUGAACGUGCUCAGGUCCCUGUUCAGCAGCGUCGGCGUGGUGCCCGAACAGCUGCAUCGCGAGAUCUCCAGGCACCUCGAUCAGUUCCAGCAACACGCGGUAGGACCCAUGUAGCGCACGAAGUCGUCCUCGAGCGACGCGAUGGCGUCGCGUCGCGGCUAUCGUGCCUUUCUCUCGUCCACCGUCGACCUUCGUCCCUUGCCUUUCGGCCCGAUACGAUUGUGAGGGGGAUUCGAUGCGAGCGGGACUUCCGGCUUCCUGGGACCAGAUCAUCUCGCGCCUUCUCGAUACUUUCGCCAGCGUUGCAAAAGCACAGAAAAAUAGAGAGAUACGCGCGUUUAGAAAACGUCGCGGUUCGUACCGUCGACGUCACCGCGUCUUUGUCUCGUUCAACGAGUGGAGAACGCGUGGUGCACGUGCGUAGUUCGAGAGAGCUACGCGUUAGCGGAUAGUAGAAUAGACGCGGAGGCAAUGGAGAACGGUGAGAGGGCGAGGAACGAAGCCAGCGAAGGAGAAUACGAGAAGCAAGAGGCGUGACCAGCUUGUGGAAGAGAGUUCCGUUCGACGGUGGCCCCCCGGGGGAGAGCUUUCCGGCAGCUGGAGCUUAGUCGACAACUUCGCGUGGAAGAAAAGUGUGCCUAUGCUCGUGGCGAACUGUUUACACCGAGUGCACCGGACACUUUUCCCCUUUUUUUCGCCCGCACGAAAGCGGAAACGAACGAAUAGAACGGAGGCAAAUAGCUCGCGGCGUAUUCCGCGACGCGCCAGAGAGAUAGGUGAAAAAUUGACCGAGAAUGGCGGUCCGAAUUCGUUCUUCCCCCAUUUUUCGUCCCUACUAUUUUCGUAUCUACCUUUUGCAAGUACGUAAAAGACUGGGUGGUUCGCGUGCCACGUGUGUCUCGCGGGGUUCGCCACCGCCUGUUAGAUCGCGCGUAAUUCGCAACACGGUGACGCGUUACGACUCUGAACAAAUCACGCGUCGAUCUUGUACAAGCGCAUCGAUCACGCUCUCGCAGACACACGAGCACGCGUACGUGAACUAACGCAUACGCGGAUACGCGGGUACUGCGUACGCAUACGUAAGCUCGUCCGCAUAAAUCUAAGAAUUCUCUCGACGGUACACAUUUUUGAUGCAUCUUCCACCGAUCGUAUACGCGUACACGCAUAUACACACACGCGCACACUUGGGAAACGUACAAAGCGCGACGACGACGACGAUGAUGCGAUGCUCGCGUACCGUGCGUUGCGUUCAGAUUCGUUCUUAGAUAUCGAUCGAUUUAAUUAGAUUAUUGUUCUCAUUACCAAGUACCUAAAAAGAAAAAAAAAAAAAAUUAAAAGGCA
Molecule: messenger RNA, 2788 nt
Organism: Colletes gigas
Lineage: Eukaryota; Metazoa; Arthropoda; Insecta; Hymenoptera; Colletidae
Gene: slbo
Product: CCAAT/enhancer-binding protein
Exons: 1
Coding region: 494-1561 (355 amino acids)
Biological process (GO): DNA-templated transcription; regulation of transcription by RNA polymerase II
Molecular function (GO): DNA-binding transcription factor activity, RNA polymerase II-specific; RNA polymerase II cis-regulatory region sequence-specific DNA binding
Source: RefSeq, a predicted model, not a curated record